Morchella sextelata is the source of this 1233-nucleotide messenger RNA. RefSeq lists its product as uncharacterized. The transcript has 4 exons. Bases 1 to 1233 code for a protein of 410 amino acids. NCBI's taxonomy places the organism in Eukaryota, Fungi, Ascomycota, Pezizomycetes, Pezizales, Morchellaceae. The record is from RefSeq and is a predicted model, not a curated record.
AUGAGCGGCCUAGCUCGAUUGGCAGCAGCUUCGAUAAGGCACGCCCAAGAACCUGCCGUCUUACACGCUUUCUUGGAAAGUCUCCUCAAUUUCUCCCAUAUUUUGACUGCGCAAUGGAAAGUGAAUGGGCUCAGCGAAAUUCCAAUGUCAGAAGAAGCAAACCUGGUUGACGAGGAUUCACUAAAAGCAACAAUUCCUGUUGUCUGGCAAAUCUUGAAGUCUAUACUUUUUGCAUCAACCUUGAUACUCCAAGAGUUGAUGUCGCGGGUUGCCGAGUCACCGGCGUUGUGCGACUCCGAGAAUGGCCCUAUGAUAGCUUCUAAGGUAUUGCACGUGUUGCGUGGAUUUUACUUUAUCACCUCAAGAUUAGGCCCCAAUGCCUUUUCUUCGUACAAUUUUGUCUAUUUUGCUGCUAUCGACAUCUUAUCUUCUUACCCCGCUCAAGCAGAGGAGUUUGUCAAGGGGAUUGUUCCUACAGAAGCCGGAAGUAUUCCUAAGAAGCUACCAGACCGUAUAUUGGACCUUUUCUUUUUGAAUACUGUUGAGCACUUUUCACUAUCCAUAUCGCAAUCGGUCAAUGAAGAAAUUGUCAUACCUGCCACAUCACCAUACCUUGCAGGUGGGCUAGAAGCCAGCUUACAUGCACACUUUGAAGCUGCCCACUCUGUCAUGCUUUCCAUUAUUAGCUCACCAUCUUCGGCAGAGCUGGGCUCUCGCAUCCUGCCUUUCUACAUCGAAUCAGCGUUCGAGGCAUUCCCGACAUCUCUCUCGGCCCGACAGUUCCGUCUGGCGUUCGGUACAAUCAUUCGGGAAUGCAGUCCACCGCAACCAAUUUCGAAACUUCAACCGCAUUUGACAGACGUAAUUCUCGAGAUUUUGUGCGAUCGUGCAGCACGGGCUUCGACCGAACCUUUGCCAAACCUGGUCGAUGAAGGUGCGGUAGGAUUGAGUGAAAAGGAUGUGUGCAUACUUGCACUGAUUGACGGACUUCCAUCAAUGCAAGUUAAUGCCAUGGAACGAUGGCUUGAACCUACAGCAGAGCUUCUGGAUAUGGUGGAGAACCCAGGAAGUAAGCUAAGGAUUCGGGAGAGAUUUUGGGACGUCUUGAGCAGCGAGCUUGAUGUGGAGAGGGCAGAGGUUGCAGUCAAGUGGUGGACGAUGGGAGGAAGGGAGAAGGUCCUUUUCGGAAAGGAGAAGCCAGAGGGCGUUGAAGGCAUCAGGAGUAUGCUGUAG